Rosa chinensis is the source of this 1347-nucleotide messenger RNA. RefSeq names its product GDSL esterase/lipase At4g26790. Gene Ontology annotation, molecular function: hydrolase activity, acting on ester bonds. The transcript is spliced from 3 exons. The record is from RefSeq and is a predicted model, not a curated record. Lineage: Eukaryota; Viridiplantae; Streptophyta; Magnoliopsida; Rosales; Rosaceae. The coding region runs from base 189 to 1241 and encodes 350 amino acids.
GUUGGUUUAUCAGUUUCCACCCAUCUUUGAUAUUCAAUUUACUCACCUAGCUAGCUACCAUUAAAUACUCAUGAAAUCUCAUUAAUUACCUCAUCAACUCCUCUCAAGUUAUUACAAGACAAUUGCCCAUCUCUUAUAUAUCGUCUUGAAGCUUGCCACUAGCCACGGAGACAAGACAAAGUUGUACAAUGGCAUACAUAUACAUUCCAUGGCUCUUGUUCUCUCAAAUCCUCCUACAAGUAGCAAAACAUGAGGCCAAGGUUCCGGCUCUCAUUGUCUUCGGAGACUCCACCGUGGAUUCCGGAAACAAUAACCGGAUUAAAACACUUUUGAAGAGCAACUUCAAGCCCUAUGGCCGCGACUUUGCUGGGGGUCAACCCACAGGAAGGUUCUCCAAUGGUCGUGUUCCUCCGGAUUUCAUUUCUGAGGCUUUUGGACUGAAACCAUUCGUUCCGGCUUACUUGGAUCCCGACUAUGGGAUUUCGGAUUUUGUUACUGGUGUUUGCUUUGCUUCUGCUGGAACUGGCUAUGACAAUGCAACUUCUGAUGUACUAAAUGUGAUCCCUCUAUGGAAAGAAGUGGAGUACUACAAGGAGUACCAGGCCAAAUUGAGAGCCCAUGUUGGCCAUCACAAGGCAAGAGAAAUUUUGACAGAAGCUUUGUAUGUGAUAAGCUUGGGAACCAAUGAUUUCCUCGAGAACUACUACUUGCUACCCCGCCGGCAAGUCCAAUAUACAGUCCAGCAGUACCAGGACUUCCUUGUUGGACUAGCCGAAAACUUCAUGAGGGAGCUUUACAGUCUUGGAGCCAGGAAGAUUUCCCUAACUGGGCUCCCUCCCAUGGGGUGCUUGCCCUUAGAGAGAGCCAUAAAUUUCAUUGGUCACCAUGAUUGUGUGGAGGAGUACAACAAUGUGGCCGUGGAGUUUAAUGUGAAGUUGAACAACAUGGUGGCAAAGCUUAACCAAGAGCUUCCAGGCUAUAGAGUUCUGUUUACAGAGAAGGUCUAUCAGUUUGUCUAUCAAAUAAUCAGAACACCUUCCCUAUUUGGGUUUGAUGUUGUUGAAGUGGCAUGUUGUUCUACUGGGAGAUUCGAGAUGAGUUACCUCUGUAGCGAACCAAAUCCAUAUACAUGCAAAGAUGCAAAUAAGUAUAUGUUCUGGGAUGCCUUCCAUCCUACAGAAAAAACAAAUCAGUUAGUCUCCAACUAUUUAAUUCCAGAUCUUCUACAAUUCUACAAUUGAUUUAUUGUUUAAGAAAAAAAAUGCUUCCAUAUUUUGUUAUAGAAAAUGAAGUGUGGUUCUAAGAAUCUAUAUAGUUUUUAGUAUAUGUUUUUGUGCACCGUGCCAU